ACGCAUGCUUUAACAUUUCCGAAACAGAUGCGCGAAAUAUUAGUUUUUAUUUGUGAAUAUGUUUUCUUUCACUUCUUGAGCAUUUGUUGAGACGCGUUAGGUAUCCUUUGUUUGUUGGAAAGUAAUGCACUUGAUUAGAUAUAUUAAUUUUAUGAUAAUAUUUUUCUGAACUUCAUUUUGCACGUUGGAUAAGCAUAAUACUUCAUGAGCAUAAUACUUCCACCUUCGAGAUUUUGGAUGCAUCUUUAAAAAAUAAUUAUGGCUGAUAGUUCCUACUUCUCGAAUGUUAUCUAUAGCAAUCAGACGUAUGAAACACUUAGCAGAGAUUUGAUAAAUUUGUAUUUUCAACAUCAAAUGCUGAUAUGGACUAUUAUUUUGCUUAUUCCUGUUGUGGCUACUCUUCUGUUGCCGUUAUUUAUGUUAAGCUUGGUGUACGUAUCUGCUCUUUAUCUGAAAGCAUAUCGGUAUUAUUAUAAAAUUAAUGGUUAUACAUUUACUCCAGAGUGCUGGAUAUCACCAAGAAAUUUUUUAUGUUAUUUGUGGGAUUUUCAAGGAAGAUUUUGGUAUGGUUAUGAAGCUGAAGGGUUAGAAAACAUUCCAAAAGAAGGUCCUGCAUUAGUUGUUUUUUAUCAUGGAGCCAUGCCUGUUGAUUGGUAUUAUUUGCUCUGCAAAAUUGUGCUUUAUAAAGAACGUGUCAUCUGUGCAGUCGGUGACAGAUUUUUGUUUAGUAUUCCAGCUUUUGAUGCUAUAAUAGAUUGCCUCCAAAUUUAUCCUGGCACUGUUGAUACUUGUGCAGACAUUUUAAAAAAAGGAAAUUUACUGGCUAUUGCUCCAGGUGGAGUGAGAGAAGCUUUGUUUGGUGAUGAAACUUAUCCUUUAAUCUGGGGUUCAAGGAUAGGUUUUGCUAAAGUUGCCAUGGAAGCUAAAGCGCCUAUAAUUCCUGUAUUUACUGAGAAUAUUAGGGAAGCAUUUUUCACUUUAAGUUGGGGAAAAAAAUGGUUGAGGAGUAUUUAUGAGAGAACAAGAAUCCCUUUAGUUCCUAUUUAUGGUGGAUUUCCUUGCAAGCUGAAAACAAUUGUUGGCAAGCCUAUUGAAUAUGACGCAUCAAUUACUCCUCAAGAAAUGGCUGAAAGGGUGGCAGAUAGAAUGAAAUCUAUGAUCAAACAACAUCAAAAGUUACCUGGCAGUAUCACUAGAAGUGUACUAGAGCGAUUUCAUCAUCUGUUUAAGCUUAAACAAGCAUAAUCCUUUUUUUUUCAUUUGUGUGAACACAUAUCAAUAUAAGUUGUUGUGACCAACUGAGACAUCUGCAAGUGAAAGGUAUUUCUGUGUGUUAUCAAGAAACAUGUUUUUAGAAAUUAGGAAGUUUAGUUGUGUUUGUUUUGAAUGUCUUGAAAGUUUUGUAUCGUUUGUGAUAGAUUGCUCAUUGUUGUCAAAUAUUGUUACUGUCUCAAACUCUUUCCAUUCCAGUUUUUACAUUAGGUUAAUUCGUAAAAAUCAUUGCUUCGCUCAUUUCUGUAUUUAAAUAAAAAUGAAAAUUUGAUCAAUUUUUAAACUUUCUGUGUCUAUUUGCAUAAUGUAAUAAAAUAAUACUUCUCUAAAUUUUCUAGUCCUUGUAAAUUUAUAUCGGCAUUUAUUACUUAAUGUAAUGUUUAAUGGUGGAAGAAUAAUAAAUGUUUAUACUAUGCAUGAUAUCUUCUAUGAAUGUUAUAUGAUGUAAUUUAAAGGACUAUUAAAGGUUUAUUAUUUUUUAAAAGGAUGAAGGUUUAUUAAAAUAGGAUCAUGUACUGUAGAAACCAGAUUAUGCAUUAUGCAAUGAAUGCUAUUUUGAAACUUUCAUUUAUCAAAUAUUAACUUUUGAUUUACUGAUUAGCGAGACUGCAUUUGUUAAUAAAUACUUGUUGCAUUUUUUUUCAAGUUCCAAUUUCAAUCACAAAAAAUAUCAAAUUUUCAUAAAAACUAAAUAAUUGUCAUAUUUGUAUAAAAGAAAUUGUUUUGAUAUCAUAUACAGAUAUAUUUCAGAUACUUCUGCUAGUUAAUUUGAAUAUGCUGUAAAAGUGUAUUUAAUUUACAAAAUAUUAAAAAUAAUUUUUUUUAAAAUAACUGUUAUGAUACACUAUACAAAGAUCAGCAUUUAACAUUUGAAAUUCAAGCAUGAAUAUUUAUAAGAUUGUCCUUUUUUUCUAAAUGUUACCUUUUUUUAUGGUAAGAAAAAAAUAUUUUUUAGAUAUUUCCCGUUUUUUAAGGCAGUUCUCCAUUCUCUUCCUCAAGAUUGUAUCAGUGUGGCUUCAUAUAACUACCCACUUAAAUUAGCAAUCUGUUUGUGGCUUCCAUUUUGAUAAAGUGGGGAUUGCAGAAAUCUUAUUUGAAUAUUCAACUAUAAAUCUGAAAUAAAAUUAAUUUAAAGAAUUUUAAAUUUCUGAUAAAUGAAAAUAUAUAUUAGAAUAAUUCUGUUCUUCAAAAUUUAAAAAUGAAAAGAUCUAAUUUUGUUACUUACUCUUUAAUAAUCUCUUAAGAUACUUGUGCUGUGAGAUUGGAAUAAACUAAUAACUUGAAUCACAUCAAUGUUAAUGAUAUUUUAUAAAAAAUUAUAAGAUUCUUCAAUUUAUCUAACAGAACAGUGAUAUAUAAGUAAAUGCAUAUCAUGUAAUAAAAAAAAAUAUUUUAUGCAGCAUGUUAUUGAUUUGUUGCACCAGUAUGUUUUUAUCUUAUUUUUGUUUUUUAAAAGAAGAGCUUAAAAAAUAUCAUAUUUGCUUAAAUCAAAAGUUAAAAACUUAUAUUGAGCACUUAAAGCAAGUUUUUGUCCUUACCGAACAAGUUUAUAUUUUAUUUAUUUUUUUCCUAAUGAGAAAACUGUAUAAUUGUUUUUUGUAAUCUUAUUGUUUGAUACUAUACAUAUAGGCAAAGCAUGUUAAUUGGUCCAAACUCAAAAUUAUUUUAUUAACUCUCCAUUUUAUUUAAUAUUUUUAUUUCAAUAUUGAUUUCAAUUUUUAUAUUAAUACUUAAAUAUUCUUAUGCAUUUUUAUUGUAUUAAAAAAUACAUGCUAGAGCAUGUUAAAUGUUAACGUUUAUAUAAAGAAAUGAUGAAAUCUUUAUCACCAUGUAUCUUUAUUACUAUGUGUUUUAUAUGCUUAGAUCUUUUACAUAUCUAUUUAAGUUUGUCCGAUUUUAAAAAGGCUGAUUAAAUUUGUCAUUUUUUUUCUUCAUAAAUUUCUAAUUUGACUUUUUUGUUUUCCUUUUCUUUCUAAAAUGAUAAACCUGUUUAUACUUUUGUAUUUAUAUAUUUUUUAGUUAAAACUAUAAUAAAUUUUUGAAAUUGGUGUAAAUAAUUGGUAAUUUUUUUUUUUAAAACUAAAAACAGUUUUUAAACAUUGUGAAUGAAAUGUUUUAUAGUUUGAGUGUAAUAUUUCUAGAAAAAUCAAAUUAUUUAUAAUAUUUAUCUAAAAUCAACCGUUUAAAAAAUGGGGAAUGCAGUUACUGUCUUUUUUAAUUCAUUGAGAAUAGAAGUCAUUUUGAAAACUAUUUACUUGCCAAUGGCACUUGUUUUUACUGCCAUGUUAAGAUUAAGCAUGGAAUGAAAUUGAAAUAUUUUACUUAUUUAUUUGGAUAUUGUUGAGAUUUUUCAUGCAUUUGAUUUGUUAAAAAAAAAGAAAAAUUUUUUUGUGAAGAAUUAUUUUAGAUAAAAUGAAUGUCAUAUUUUAUAAAUUUUACUUUAAUUUUUUAUCAUUACAUCAUAGAACUUUCCCGAUAGGUAUUGUUUUCCAAUGCAGAAAAUUUAAAGGUAUGGUUUAUGUUUUAAUUUUGAAUUUUUUGCGGAAAAAUUAUUGACUAUUAAUUAUUAUAAAUUAUUUACUAUUUAUUAUCAAUGUAAAUUUCACUAAAAUGUUCAUUUUUUGAAUGCUUAAUUUCAAUAAGUCAAUUUUUCUCAUAAAUAUGAUUGAUUUUAAUAGCUAAUAUAAUUUGCUGAAAAAUCGAUAAUUGAAAAAAAAAAUUCAACAGUACCACAUAUUAAUAAUUAAAAUCACUUCGCUUCGAAGUUAAAUGGUUAUUCCAAAAAGUGAGGGAAUUUCUCACUUAUUUUAAAAUAAAAAUGUAUUUUUACUGAAUUUUACUAAACUAAAUUAACUUUCUUAAUUAUGCUUGAAUCAACAUUACAAUGAUUAAUGAAAGUGAUGUUAAGCAUAUAUAUGUAAAAAGACAUAUUUUAUUAUAUUUACAAAUCAUCUAAAUUAUUCAGAAAAAUGUUAUACUGAAAGAAUUGUAUUUUAUUAAAAGGUUGGAUUUAUCAAAACUAAAAGUUUUUGCUAUUUCAAUUCAUGCUGGUCAUGUUUGUGAAUUGUAUACUAGUUUAUCAUUCUUUGUUCUUGGUAUAGGUGUAUUUUUCUAAUUAUUGUUGUUGACAAUACAAUUUUUUUUACUAA
Messenger RNA from Parasteatoda tepidariorum (common house spider), 4421 nucleotides. RefSeq names its product DGAT1/2-independent enzyme synthesizing storage lipids. NCBI's taxonomy places the organism in Eukaryota, Metazoa, Arthropoda, Arachnida, Araneae, Theridiidae. The record is from RefSeq and is a predicted model, not a curated record. Gene Ontology annotation, molecular function: acyltransferase activity. Gene Ontology annotation, cellular component: membrane.